Molecule: messenger RNA, 1625 nt
Organism: Perognathus longimembris pacificus (Pacific pocket mouse)
Lineage: Eukaryota; Metazoa; Chordata; Mammalia; Rodentia; Heteromyidae
Gene: Agmo
Product: alkylglycerol monooxygenase
Exons: 13
Coding region: 134-1483 (449 amino acids)
Biological process (GO): lipid biosynthetic process
Cellular component (GO): endoplasmic reticulum
Molecular function (GO): oxidoreductase activity; iron ion binding
Source: RefSeq, a predicted model, not a curated record
UGCCUCUGCUCUCUCUGAAGCUUUGGAUCUUUUGUACUGUUUUACAAAGGCUUGGUCUGUGCUGUAUAUCACCUCCUCUUUGUUUUGCCUCUGACUUCAACCACUGAAGCCCAAAUUUUCUCUAGUUGGGAAUAUGACAGAGACAGAAAUGAAGAACCCAGAAGUUCAACAUGUUUCAUUUUCCCAGGGUAUCCGAAUGCUGUUUUACAUGAUACAGCCCAAUGAAACGUCUUUCCAAAACCUAGAAGAGGUGCCGAAUUAUGUAAAACAGGCAACUCCAUUUUUCAUUUCCUUGAUGCUGCUUGAACUUCUGGUCAGCUGGUUUCGCAAGGGAAAGCUUCCGGGCCGUUUGGAUGAUAUUCUGACAUCAAUAUCAGCUGGGGUUCUGUCUCGGCUUCCGCAUCUGUUCUUCAGGAGCAUGGAAAUGACCAGUUACAUUUACAUCUGGGAGAACUACAGGCUCUUCAGUUUGCCCUGGGAUUCAUCCUGGACUUGGUAUUUAACCUUCCUAGGUGUUGACUUUGGCUACUACUGGUUCCAUCGCAUGGCCCAUGAGGUUAAUAUUAUGUGGGCUGGACACCAAACACAUCACAGUUCUGAAGACUAUAACCUGUCUACAGCACUGAGACAAUCUGUCUUCCAGAAUUACACUUCAUGGAUUUUCUACUCACCCUUGGCCCUCUGUAUACCACCAUCUGUGUAUGCUGUCCAUCUCCAGUUCAACUUACUCUAUCAAUUCUGGAUCCACACUGAGGUUAUCAAUAAUCUUGGCCCUUUGGAACUCAUUCUUAAUACUCCUAGCCACCAUAGAGUUCAUCAUGGAAGAAAUCGUUACUGCAUAGACAAAAAUUAUGCUGGCACACUUAUUAUUUGGGAUAGACUUUUUGGGACAUUUGAAGCAGAGAAUGAACAAGUUGCAUAUGGUCUGACACAUCCCAUUAAUACAUUUGAACCUUUUAAGGUGCAGUUCCACCAUUUACGUUAUAUAUGGACUACAUUUUGGACCACACCUGGGUUCUUUCAUAAGUUUUCUGUCCUAUUUAAAGGACCAGGAUGGGCUCCAGGUAAACCACGACUUGGACUGAGUGAGGACAUCCCAGAGAUCACAGGAAAAGAAGUCCCCUUCUCGUCCCCAGCAUCUCAGCUGUUGAAGAUAUACACAGGGGUGCAGUUUGCCCUGAUGCUAGCAUUCUAUGAAGAGACAUUUGCAAAUACAGCAGCAUUGUCACAGGUAACUCUCCUUCUGAGGGUUUUUUUCAUUAUCUUGACAUUGACCACCAUUGGAUUUCUUCUGGAUCAAAGACCCAAGGGAGCCAUUAUGGAAACGCUCCGUUGUUUCGUGUUCCUCACAUUGCACAGAUGUGGUCACCUAAAGCCUUUUGUCCCUUCUUUGUCAUUUUUAUUUGAGAUAUUUUUUUCCAUCUGCAUUGCUUUCUGGGGUGUAAGAAGCAUGAAACAACUUGCCUCCUACCUUCAGAAAUAACCAAGGUGGACACAAUUAUCUUCUUUUAAUCAGUUGCCUGCAAAUUCAACAUAUAAUUACCAUGUAUGGGAAUGUGAUAACCUCCUGGAAUGCUUACAGGGGCUGAGUUUUUAAUGAAAGAUGAAUAAAACUAUUAACCCUU